AUGAGCUGCUGCCAGAACCGUGUGAGGAGGAACGACGUCGCCCCUUGCCGCGAUCGAAGCUCGUUGUUGCCGCGUUGCUCGGCUGCGCCGGCGCUUUUGGGGUUCAACCACCGUGCCCAGUCGUGCUUGCGUCACCGGCGCCGCCUCCGCCGGAGCUGCCGCCGUCCGAAAGGGGUUUCGACCGCCGCAGGUGUCGCUACCGGAAAAAGGGAGCUGCGUCUCUGUGAUUCUGACCGCCGGGAGUGGUUCUGUGACUUCCGGGAGCACCGCCAGAGCUUUUGGCUGCUUUUGCCGUCGCCAGAAAAUUCUAUCGGUUAUCGCUACCGCUUGAGGUGGCUGCCGGGCUGCCGCCGAACCGGUUCAGAGACCGUCGCUGUUUCGGUUCAGCCGCUCUUUCUACGUUUUGGUAAGCAUUUUCGAUUUGAAAGCCCUUUAGUUACCGUUCUGUUAUCAUACGCUGAGGUUGUGGCGUUAAUUGCUAUGAGAUUGAGUUCGGUUGUUGUAUGUUGUGAUUAGAGUUGUUGAGACUGUUGCAAAAGUGGCUUGGAGCUGAGGUUUUGGUUGCCGUCAGUUCGGUUUGAGAUGGAAAGGACUUGAUAAGGCAUUUGGGUUAUGGAAUUGCGUUUUGAGGUGGGGGCGCUUUUCAAAAACUAUAUUUUAUAUGUCGAAAUUAUUACAUAUGGAUACUGAUGUGAGAUAAUGUAUUUGGUGAUUGUAUAAGCCUUAUGUGAUGUUGAUUAUCCUAGAUGAAUGUAAUUAUAUGUUUGAAUGGAUUAUUAUUUGGUUUUGAUGAA
Messenger RNA from Arachis ipaensis, 794 nucleotides. NCBI's taxonomy places the organism in Eukaryota, Viridiplantae, Streptophyta, Magnoliopsida, Fabales, Fabaceae. The record is from RefSeq and is a predicted model, not a curated record.